Messenger RNA from Alternaria alternata, 957 nucleotides. RefSeq lists its product as hypothetical. Lineage: Eukaryota; Fungi; Ascomycota; Dothideomycetes; Pleosporales; Pleosporaceae. The record is from RefSeq and is a predicted model, not a curated record. The coding region runs from base 1 to 957 and encodes 318 amino acids. The transcript has 2 exons.
AUGGUCAUCCAUUACCUCAGACAUGCAACACUUAUCGCUGCUCUCCUUACAUUCACCGUAGCCCAAGAUGAGACCAUCAUACCCGAUGAUCUUCAAUCUGGCUUCCGACCAGACGGCGACGAAGUGCAAGUCUCAUUCACAGGUGAUGCAGUAAAUGGCUUCAAGGAUGGAACGGUGUUUGAGAAAGAAGCGGUAGCAGAAGAGCCUACAUUCGCCCUUGGUGACAGCAGUGGCAUCUCUUCUAGCACGCUGUACACGAUCAUCAUGGUCGACACUACGUGCCCAGACUCUCGAAGACUCCACUACGCCCGCGCGAACUUCAAGUACAACUUCGAAAUCACCAACAUCAAUACUAGCUCUCCCGCUCUUCUUGACUACAUCGCUCCGGGCUCUGUUGAAGAAAAGGGCGAUAACCGGCAAUAUAGUUUCUUGAUGUAUACGAACCCCGGUAGGAAAGAAAUCACGGAUCUGCAAUUGCCAGGAGAUAACGAGGCCUUCGAUGUUGCGCAAUUUCAGAACGAUAAUGGAUUGGGGGAUGCUAUGGCUGGGGUUGGUAUGGUUGUGAAGCUUGGGGGUGAGGCCGACUGUACGGGCGGCAAUGCAGAAGCGUUACCCAGUAACCUGCCUACACCGAGACCUGCGAAAAGUACAGCAGUCGAAGUAUCAACGAUAUUGAGUCCAGAGAACGCGACUGCGAGUGUUGUGCCCACACCCGCGCCAACAUCGUCGAGAAGCCCAGCGAACUCGAAUACCGCGUUACUAAGCGACCUUCCUUCUUCGGCAGCAGAGCCAUCGGCAACUGUCUCAACGAUCGUUUUGUCCAGUGCGGAUGGGACAAUUUCUUCAACAGCUACUACUGCGGCAGAGCAAACGGCAAAUGCUGCCCCAGUAACGAUACGCUGCCAAAGAUGGGGCAUGGCUUCCCUAUUGGCCAUCGUCAGCUUCAUAUUUGUAUAG